Fopius arisanus is the source of this 1374-nucleotide messenger RNA. RefSeq lists its product as uncharacterized. The coding region runs from base 451 to 882 and encodes 143 amino acids. The record is from RefSeq and is a predicted model, not a curated record. NCBI's taxonomy places the organism in Eukaryota, Metazoa, Arthropoda, Insecta, Hymenoptera, Braconidae. The transcript is spliced from 2 exons.
CCAUUUAUUCAUAGGAGUCACGAGAAUAUUUAAAUAAAUUCCUCUGUUAAUGUAUUUAUCUAUCUCUCACCUGAAUCUUGUGAUUCAGUACGUGACGUUAUAUUUCGUGUUGUUUUUGGGGAACCGAUUUGAAACCACAAAGUGAAGUGAAGUGAUAUUUUUUACACUGGAGCAUUCACCUCCAGCCGAUGCCAGUGGAAAUAAAACCCUGACAAUUCAACUGAGUGACGUAAUUCAAGUGUCCAAAGAGAAGUGGUACACGGUAUAGUGCAGGGAUUUAUCGUGGGGGGGAAAAACAGAGUGCGGAUGGCCUCGAGGUGGGAUCUUCUCAAACUCCAGCGUAUACUGCGUUCAGUCCCUCGCUCUCUCGUAAUGAAGAGUAAUAAAACAUAGACUCACGUACAUACCUGAAAAAAAAAAGAAAUAAUAAAAUCGAUCGACACCCACAUAAUGUUCGGGAGAUCAAAAUUUGGAUCAGGUCGUGGUUACAGUUUCAACACAUCAAAAAAUCCAUUCGGCCGAAGACGUCAUCGCAACUGGAUAUUCGUGAACCGCCGAAAACACAGACAUCAUCAUGAGACCAAACCCGAGGAGGAGGGCAGUGUUAUCAUGACAAGGGACUCACCACCUGUCGAGUCCAUCUCAGCGAUUCAUGACAUUUCCGAGGAACGACCCAGACAUCUGGAGAUUUCAACGACUUCAGGUAAAUCCAAGGAUGCUGACAUGACAGACGCCAUUGAACUCCAGACCAAGGAGCCAACGAAAAAUGGGCACAACGGUGUUAAUCAUCAAUUCAAGGAUUAUCAUCAGGAUAAGGACAAUGAAUGUUGUGUCAAGUGUGUAUACUUUGCUCAACAAUGCUGCGAGUGUGUGAUAGUCUGAGUCGCUCCUUGCACUCCCCCGGGACCAGAAUUUUAUAUUUUAAAAUAUAUGUAACGUAUUUUUUCUAGUAUGAGAAUUGUAUUUAUUUAUAGUGAAAGCGACGAAUCUUCCAUUGCUCUCAAUCCUCUGAAUCUUUGGAAUUCCAUUGAUUUUGGAAAUGAGGUUAAGAAUUUAUGCCUCGAGGGGAAUUGGCUAAUUGGGGGCCGAAAUGAGGCGCCACUUGCUCCUGUCAAUUCGUUGUUAUUACCACUAUUUUUUAGAGGUCAAUGUCACGAAUAUCGCACAGUAUCAUCGCUGGAGGAUUACAGAGGAGUUUAUUAGGGACCAAUAAAGUGAUUUUUAUGCGAGAACCUUAAUAUUUUCAAUGGAAUUAUUAUUGUAGAUUACUAACGCCUCCUCAGUACAAUUUAUUUCAUUAUAAUUUACGCUCCAUCACCUGCUUUUUAAAACUCAAUGUUGCCAUUCGAUAAUAAAUCUGUUCAAUAACAUCAA